Malaya genurostris is the source of this 1585-nucleotide messenger RNA. Its product is annotated as NADH-cytochrome b5 reductase 2. Gene Ontology annotation, molecular function: oxidoreductase activity; FAD binding. Bases 241 to 1200 code for a protein of 319 amino acids. Gene Ontology annotation, cellular component: mitochondrion. Lineage: Eukaryota; Metazoa; Arthropoda; Insecta; Diptera; Culicidae. The transcript has 5 exons. The record is from RefSeq and is a predicted model, not a curated record.
GCAGAUGUGUGUGAUCGAUUGUUCGAUCGAUUGUGACAAUCUAGUUUGCCUUCUCCACCGUUCUGUACAAUAAUAGUCAUGUAUCAGAUAAAGGUCGGGCUAGACUAGUUUGUUACUGUUGACCGUAAACAAAUUAUAAAAAUUCACAAUUCUACAGUUUUUGGUACAUCUAGAAUAAGAGAAAAUUGAAUUGGUUGCGUGCCUGGUGAAAGGAGGUGCAGAUAUUGGAGUGGAAUUGAUAUGGCUGUCACGGUGCAUCAGGUUGUGCCGGUGGCGCUUGGUGUUCUGGUAGUGAUUGCCGGUGCCCUCAUCGCCAACUAUUUGCUGAACAAUGCCAAAAAAGACAAAUCCAAAUCCAGUAAGGCGGAACCAAAAAAAUCAACUCAACCCCGAACGCUCCUCGAUCCACAGGAAAAGUAUAUGCUCCCGCUAGUGGAGAAAGAGGAAAUCUCUCACGACACACGCCGGUUUCGGUUCGGGUUACCUUCAGCGGAUCACAUUCUGGGGCUGCCGGUGGGACAGCAUAUUCACCUUUCCGCAACGAUCAACGAAGAGUUGGUGAUUCGAGCCUACACACCGGUGUCCUGCGAUGACGAUCGUGGUCACGUAGAUCUAGUCAUUAAGGUGUACAAGAAGGGUGUACAUCCGAAGUUUCCGGAAGGCGGUAAAAUGUCACAGCACUUGGAGAGCCUGGCUAUCGGAGAUAAAAUUGCGUUCCGCGGUCCGUCCGGGCGGCUGCAGUAUCUGGGCAAUGGCAAAUUCUCAAUUAAAAAACUCCGCAAGGAUCCCGCUCAGAUCUAUGAAGCCGAUCAGGUCUGUCUGAUUGCUGGUGGUACUGGCAUCACCCCGAUGCUUCAGCUGGUUCGGGAAAUUUUGAAACAUGCGGAAACCGAUAAGACUCAAUUAUCACUCAUAUUUGCCAAUCAGACUGAAGAUGAUAUCCUGCUGAAACCGGAACUUGAUGAUCUAGCCGCACGGUAUCCGGAUCGGUUUAAAUUGUGGUAUACUCUGGACCGCCCCAAACCGGACUGGAAGCAGGGCAAGGGUUUCGUUACCGACGAAAUGAUUAAGGAGCACUUGUUCGAACCAUCCCCAACCACACUGGUGCUGAUGUGUGGCCCUCCUCCGAUGGUCAACUAUGCCUGUAUUCCAGCAUUGGAAAAAUUGGGCUAUCCAACGGAUCGUAACUUUGCGUACUAAAUAUCAAUUUUUGUAUCACUAAUAUCUUUCGGAGAACAUCGAAAAGACAUUGUUUGUAGCUUCUACAAUGAGACCAAGUAACUGCAUUUCCUUUCGUUCAUCUGUUGGCACUACCAUAGUUUCUAAGAAGUCAUCGUUGUCAAUGUCGCGCAACUGUUAUUGUUGUUUGCCGUCGCCUGGCCUUAAAGUGUCGAAACUGAAACUGAAUUCCUGAAAGAUGGUGAGGAAAACCUUACUACCGAUACUACGAUUCCUACGGCCAAGAUAUUUAUCUGUAUAGCGUUUAGAGUCGCUGUCUAAGACAAUGGAUUUAAAGUAACUAAUACGAAGAAAUGUGUGAAAUUUCUGAAGCAGAAUGCUUCUUAAAUAUAUGCGUAGUAUAACA